GGCACUGAGUCGAAAAAUCGGACAUUGUGUGUGUGUGUGAACGGAAACGGAGAAAAAAACGCUAUGCUUGAAAAAAGCAGCCGUGGAAGUGGAACACAAGGACUUUCUGGGCUAGCCCGAGAACUAGCCGUUCGUCAGCCGUCAACGUGGGCCCCUGACGCCUAAACGGAAUAUUCUCGUAGAUCGUUUGUGCGUGCAAGAGCCGGAGUCGGAGCGGGAGACGGGAGCACGCAUCACGCAUCAUCAUCGCCGUCGCCAUCGCCAUCGCCCGAAAGAGCUAUCUCUUAAUUGGCUUAAUCUCCGGAACGCAGCAGCUUGCUGUCGCUUGCUUGGCCAGUGAAGGCGUGAAAUGGGUGCGCGGCAGCACGUCGUAAGGAAUACGAUCAUCGCAUAACUCGCAUAAAUCGCAUAUUGAGAGUCAAGGAGCAGACCAGUCCAGAGCAGACCAGACCAGAGGACGAGCGAAUUUAUUUGUACGGAGACAACUCCCGAGAGAGCAAUGAGCCAAGCCAAUGAGCCAGAGCCACCGGCGACGGCCAAGCCAAAGGCGCCGAGGUGUCGCAAGCGCCGACAGCGCCGGAAGCGGCAGAUCGCCUACCUGGCCAUAUGCAGCCUGAGCGUGGCAGUGUUCGGACUCGCGCUGGCCACGCUGAUACGACCAGCAGCCGCCGCCGACGCAGACGCUGAACUUGACGCUGACGCCUCGAACGAGAGGACGGAAAAGAAAGGUGACGACAACAAUCCCCAGGUGGAAUGGCGAGCGGGCUACGCGGGGCACGGCACCACCCACGAGCAGAUGGGGGAGCUGCAUUGGGCACCGGUUGACUACACCCCCUACAAGCCUACCGUGAACUAUACACGCCCGCCCACAGCCCCGACGACUGCAAUGAAUCCGAUUUUCAACUUCACGCACAAGCUAUACGACAGCAUAAUCUCCGAUGAGCCGGCCCUGCCACCGGGGUACAUUGUGAUGCAGGGCGACUCCCUGGCGCUUGGUCCCAAGUUCCACAAUGCCGACUUUCGAGAUCUUAUAGCCCGCUAUUGGUUGGUUCUCCUCUUCAUUCUGUUCCUCUGCGUCAUCAUUGUGGUCAUGCCGUUCGUAGCCGUCUGCUAUUGCUGCCUUUGCUGCUGCCGCCGGUGCCGUCAGGGCUGUCCCCCAUGCACCAGCAAGCAGGAUGCCCAACGACGGCUGUGGUGCGGCGUUUGUCUUCUCAUCCUAAUAGUGGGACUGAUCUUUGGCAUUGUAAUUGCCUUCGUGACAAACAGGCUGCUGGACAGGGGCUUCGAUCAGGCCACCGUGACAAUGAAGCGCGGCAGCGAUGACAUUUGCCUGUUCCUGAAGGAUGUGGCCGAUCACGUUCACCACCUGAUGGUGUACAACUACGAGGAAAUGCAGACGCACAUUUCCGAUGAGCUAAGCAGUGCCCACAAGCAUAUAUUUUUGGACUUGGCGGAUACAUCGGAGAGCACCUCUUUGGGUGAGCUGGAGCGGAUAUUGCACAACAUGCCGGAGGCGAGACUGCUGAUGGAACAAGUCGCCAAAAUGGAAACGGACUUGCGGUUCUAUGGCGCCCAACUGCGAGACGGUCUUCGUGGCAUGAAGCGGGAUAUCAACUUUGCGGUGGCCAAUCUGUGCACCACUCAGGAAUGCCAGACCUUCCUAAGCUCCAGCAGCAUUGAGUUGAUAGACACCUCCAAGUGCCUGCACUUUGAUACGAUUCCCAAUGCCACGCUAUAUCUGGAAGGCUUGAACAUUGUGGUUAAGGAGAACUAUAUCAAAAUACCCACGGACGGACUCACCCGCAUGGAGAAUGUCAGCCUGAAGGUUAAGGAGCAGCUGAACUCUGUUACACCGAGCAUGAUUCGGGACCUAAACGGCGGCAGGGACACGUUCCGCUCGCACGCGAGGAGAAUACGCAACCAAGUGGAUGCAGUGCUCAGUCAGAUUCACCUGAAGACCUCACGCUCGUCCCGGUCCUUUGAUGAUGUGUACGAUAAGUUUGGCAACAAUCGCAGCGUUAUCAGCGUCAUUGUGUGCCUGCUCAUGAUAAUGAUUCUUGGCAUCUUGAUUGUAUCUUUGCUUUGCGGCUGCUUCGGUAGACGGAAGACUGGCUAUCGCGAUGACUGCUGCAGCAAGGCAACGGCUGCCAACUGCCUAUUUCUGGCCAUUUUAUUGAUAUUCUGUAUGAUCUCGUUCAUCACGCUUAUGGGACUGGUCUACUUCAUGAUCGGUCUAGUCACUUACCAGGGAGCCUGUGCCCCACUCCGAGAUGUGAAUAAGAACGCGUUGUUCAGGCAACUGGACUCUAUGGUCGAUCUGAAUCGGUAUCUGCCGCGCGCCGACGAUGCAGAACCUCUGAAGGCAGCCCCACCCCUGCGCAUGUCGAAUGCGCUCAAGAUGUGCGAGGCCAAUCAGUCGGUAUUCGAUAUGCUGCGAGCAAACAGACUGUACGACAUCAACGAACUAAAGCGCAUCAAGGUGAUGUCGUCCGAGGAGGAUUCAGAUAGCACCAAAAUAUUCGACGAGGAUAUGUCUAAAACUGAGCUCCUAACACAGGAAGAGUUUGGAAAACUUGAAGCAAUGCGUCAAGGCGGUGCGGCCGAUUACCACAGCGAACUCUUUAAGGAUCUAUGCAGUGAGUUCACGCCGGUCAAUCUGAACGCACUUGGCGAGAAAAUGUACGCGUUGUCGAACAGCUUGGAGUCACCGACGUUUGGCUGGGCCCGAGUUUCCUUCUGGAAUGAGGGCCUCAACGCCAAGUCGUACUAUCAGAACUUUAUACCCAAGCUAACGACCAUUGUCGAGAAGAUGAAGAGCAACAUGAAGCGUAUCGACGAGCUGAUCUUAUACGAGAAUCGCGACUUUAACAACAGCAUAAGACUGCUGCUGAAGGCCGUGAGAGAAUCACAAACUUUCAUUCAGACCAAGGGCACUAGAUAUAUCAAUGAGCUGGGUAAGAACCUCACCAGCACCAUUUCGAACAUGAUCGACGAGUACAUCUCCAUGGUCAUCGACGAGUCGAAUGAGAAUGUCGGCCGCUGUGAGCCCCUUGCCUACAUUUAUCAUCAAGGCGUUGACUUGGUUUGUCGCAGCAUGGUCGAUCCCAUAAACGGAUACUGGGUGGGCGUGCUGCUCUGCGCCCUGCUCUUCCUGCCCAUACUGUAUGUCUCUCACCGUCUGAUGUGCCUGUACAAGAAGGUCUAUCCAUAUAUGGCUUCUGUCGCUAGCCAUGUGGACGUCGUUUACGAGGGCGGCAGCGAACGCCUAUACGACGCUUAUAGUGAGCGCGAGCGCGAACACGUUCCAUUGGCUAAUGUGCCAAAGAAACGGCGCAAGGCCUACGAACGACGUCGCGAGCAGCAGGAAUACUAUGAGGACGCAUCGCCCAGUGUGUCGCGUGCCACUCGCUCCGGUGGUGGUGGCGGUGGCGGUGGCGCUGGCGGGGAUGGAGCUCCUGGCAGCAGUAGCAUGAGGUACAACGAUAUGGCCCCCACGCAUUGGGACCACGAGCCACCCCGCUACCACAAUCCACCAGCUGCGCCUCCAUCCUCUGAAUACGAACGCCCACCGCCCUACUACUAUCCGGGCGCCUCCGAACAGGACUAGGCGUGAGAGCGGCUGGAAAGAGAAGAAGACACAAGGCGCCACAUGGUGUGAAUCCACAGUUGGUCGGGACAGCUUUAGAGGAGUGGCGGCGACAUGGAAGGUUACUUUUUUUUUUGGAUUUGAAGUCCCUCUUCGAUUUUUCCUUCCCCCAUCCCCGUUACUGAGACUGUAUAUUUAGUUAAAAAUCUGAAACAAAAAAUAAGUGAAAUUAUAUAAUUUGAUUAAGAAUUAUCGUAUUUAGCAUCACAUGUGUUAUAGUUUUGGCCCCGCCCGACCUGAAGAGAGAUCUGCCAUUGAGCAAACCAAACGAUUAUAAUCGGCAGAGUUGGCAGAGACGAGACAGAGACAGAGACGGAGACAGAGGGCCGAGGCAAAAUGAGAAGCGUUUAGAAUAG
This is a messenger RNA of Drosophila persimilis, 4002 nucleotides long. Its product is annotated as prominin-like protein. Bases 500 to 3607 code for a protein of 1035 amino acids. The record is from RefSeq and is a predicted model, not a curated record. NCBI's taxonomy places the organism in Eukaryota, Metazoa, Arthropoda, Insecta, Diptera, Drosophilidae. Gene Ontology annotation, cellular component: membrane. The transcript is spliced from 15 exons.